Messenger RNA from Diorhabda sublineata, 5801 nucleotides. RefSeq lists its product as uncharacterized. NCBI's taxonomy places the organism in Eukaryota, Metazoa, Arthropoda, Insecta, Coleoptera, Chrysomelidae. The coding region runs from base 109 to 4338 and encodes 1409 amino acids. The transcript has 12 exons. The record is from RefSeq and is a predicted model, not a curated record.
CAACAGUUUGUGUAUGCAGGUGCCAGAGAUUACACCUUUGAAAUUUGGUCGGGCUAUACUAAGUGAAGUAUGUCCAGAUAGUUUACAAUAAAAUUCGAGAAGUUCAAAAUGAAAAAGUAUCCAUACAUUCCCAGCAUGGUACAAGCUAUCACGGUCUUAACGGUAUUGAAGAUGAUGACUAAAGCUCAAACAUCGUGUGGCUCUGGUUCGAUGAACGGCAAAAUAAUGUACGAGCGACUGCCAAACAUCCAACUCCAAGGCUUUGACGACGACAUAGUAAGAGAUACAGCUCCUCCUUUCAUGGUUUUAGAAAAAUGUCAAGACUUGUGCUUGCGCGAUCGAACUCAAAUCAAUGUUGUUCGUGCUUGUUCAUCUUUCGAUUUUCAACCAGGAAGUCGAAUAGCAACUUACAACAGUGGUACUGAAUACGAAGAAAGUACUUGUUACUUAACAUCGGAAUCAGCCAGACCAGAAGGUAUAGGAAGUCUAAUGCUAGUGCCCAAUAGUGUCCACUUUACUGAAGUUUGUAUAACAUCGAAUAGACCCGAACGAGAAUGUCCCAAUAGAAGAUAUAUUUUCGAGAGACACCCAAGAAAGAAAUUGAAACUUCCGUCUCCCGAUAUGAAAGAAGUAUCUGCUUCCAAUAGAACGGAUUGUGAAGAUAAGUGUCUCAAUGAAUUUAGUUUUGUGUGCCGAUCUGCAACGUACGAUGCCAACUUAAGAAGUUGUUCAUUAAGCAGAUAUACUAGGAGAACGCAUCCAGAAUUAUUAGUGGACGAUCCCGAGUCCGAUUAUUUGGAAAAUACGUGCUUGAAUGCUGAAAGAAGAUGCGACGGUUUAGCAGUAUUCAUCAAAGAAGAAAAUAAAAGAUUAGGCGGUCCAUUUGAGGUAGAAAUGUUUACGAAUCUCACUCUAGACGAUUGCCAAGGAAUGUGUGUAAGGGCAGAAAAAUAUUUAUGCCGGUCUAUAGAAUACGACGAAAUGACUAAACAGUGUACGAUCUCUGAAGAAGAUUCCAUUUCUCAAAAAGAUGAUAUAGGAGUUGCUAGCAGCCCGUCACAUCAUUUUUACGAUUUUGCUUGCUUGGACAGUCAUCAUGACGAUGAUGUUUCAGCCAGAGGAUCUGAGUACCCAGAUAAUUCGGUAACCUCUCAUCUCUUCAGCGGCAAGAAACCUGAUACGGCUUUCCAACGAUAUCGUAAUAGUCGUCUAGGUGGAGAACACCAAUCGGAAAUAUCUGGAAGAUCCCUGAGUGAAUGUUUGGACGAAUGCCUGAGACAACCAAGUUUCCAAUGUAGAUCAGCGGAAUAUAGUGAACGAUAUCGUACUUGUAGAUUAACUCGAUAUAAUCAAAGAGAUGGAAUGAGAAUAAUAUAUGACGCUGAUUACGACUAUUACGAGAAUUUGAUGCUUGGAGGUGAAAAUGACGGUAGCCAACGACCAGGAGAUAAUACAAAUAGUAUCUAUCGACCAGGAGAAGAUAGGUAUUCAGGUGGUGAUCGCUAUAGGCCAGGAAGACCUGGAUCAGGUGGUAGUAGCGGUGAUAGAUAUCCUCCAAAAUAUCCGAACAGAUUCCCUCCAACUACUGAAGGCCACGAUGAUCGAUAUCCCGAAAGACUACCAUUGCCACCUAAUCGUUAUCCAGACUACGAUGAUAGGUAUCCUGAUGAUCGUUACCCUGACAGAAGUAGUUCCAGGUAUCCAGUAGGAUCUCACAGACGCCCAUAUAGCCGACCUCAUUACCCACCGUCUUCGAGUAGCAAGUAUUAUCCUACUGGAUAUCAAUAUGAUGAUAGAUACGAAGAUAGGUAUGGGGAUAGAUAUGGUAAUCGAUAUGUGGAUACAUAUGGUAAACGACCUGGUGGUGGAGAUAGAUAUGAUUAUCGAUACAGGAAUAAAUAUGAUGAACGAUAUGGUGGGGGGAAGUACGGUGAUUAUUAUGGUAGCAGACAUAGAGAAAGAUAUGGGGACAGAUAUGAUGAAAUACCUAGAGGUGAUCUUUAUGGAAGCAAAGACACCUACAAUGGUUACAGAUAUGGGGAUAGAUAUGGUGGUGUUGGAGACAAAUAUGGUAAUGAUGAUUUUGGUAGUCGAUAUGGCGGCACAAGAUAUGGUACACAAUACCAUAAUAGAUACGAUGAUAAAUAUGGUGGUAGCGAUAAAUAUAAUAAUAAAUAUGAUGAUAGAUAUGGAGAUAGAUACGAUUACUAUGGUGAUGAUAAAAACGGUGGCAGUAAAUGGUUUUUCAGACCAGAUAGAAGACCAAGUGGACGUCCUGUAGAUCCGGUGAGACCUUACGAUUCCGGAAGACCAUACACUUCAGGAAGACCGCAUGAUUCAUUAAGACCUUAUGAUUCAUUAAGACCUUAUGAUUCAUCAAGACCUUAUGAUUCAGGAAGACCGUACAAUGGAGAUAGAAGAAGACCUAUUUCUCCCGGACCAGAUGGACCAAUAUAUGAAAAUUAUGGAUCCAAUGGGGGUCAAGGAAAUAUGGGAAAUAGGCCUUUCAAUGUAAGAUGUGAAGAGGGGGAUGAUAAUUUUAGACAAAUGGGUUAUCGUCAAAGAAUGCGAAAAGAGUACGUCAAAAGAGUCCUUUUUGCUCCAUCUUUGAGGGAAUGCGAAAGGGAAUGUAUAGAAUCAAGAGAAUUCAAUUGCCGUUCUUUCAACUACAGAGACUCUCAAUCCAGUGGUUCUAGCACUUAUGAUACAAACAGAGACAAUAGGGAUAAUUGCGAGUUAAGUGACAGAGAUACUAGAGACUUAGAAAUUGAAAAUCCGCAGUACUUUGACGCUAAAGGAAAUUACGAUUUCUACGAAAGAACUAUCGGGAGUGAAGGAGAUUGUUUAGAUGUGAGCCAAAUCUGCAACGAGGAUGGAAUGGAAUUUACUUUAAGAACACCGGAGGGUUUCUACGGUAGAAUAUAUACCUAUGGUUUCUACGAUAGAUGCUUCUUCCGUGGUAAUGGAGGCACACUGAAUGUAUUACGAAUUAGCGGAGCUCAAGGUUAUCCUGAAUGUGGGACGCAGAGAUAUGGUGAUACACUGACCAACAUCGUUGUAGUCCAAUUCAGUGAUUUCGUUCAAACGGGGAAAGAUAAAAGGUUCAAUCUAACAUGUCUAUUUAGAGGUCCAGGGGAAGCUGUUGUAUCGUCAGGUUUCAUUGGGGCUGGCUCUGGAAGUCCUAUACCUAUAGAAUAUCUACCGGCAGAAAAUACACUGAGUUCAAAAGUGCGUUUAAUGAUUCUUUAUCAGGGUCGACCCACAACGACCAUAGCUGUUGGAGACCCCCUCACUUUCCGUCUCGAAGCUCAAGACGGUUAUAACUACGCCACAGAUAUAUUCGCUACGAAUGUUGUAGCUAGAGAUCCAUACUCUGGACGAUCAGUACAGUUAAUUGACAGAUUCGGGUGUCCUGUUGACAGCUACGUCUUUCCGGAACUCGACAAAGGCAGAAGCGGAGACAGUCUCGAGGCGAGAUUUAAUGCUUUCAAGAUUCCAGAAUCGAACUUCCUUGUAUUUGAAGCAACGGUGCGUACUUGCAGAGAUGGAUGUCAACCAGCUUAUUGUCAAAUAGGAUCUGGUAGAUCUGAACCAUCAUUUGGUAGAAGAAAAAGGUCAAUUAACGACAGCCUAAUAUAUGAGGAAAAUAAUCUAGAUACUGAUCUAGAUCCUGUCUCUAAUGAAACCAUGUCUGAAGAAUUGGGUAACCAUUUGUAUAUUAACGAUACGAAUGCAUCUAAAAGUAGUUCAGAAGAAAAACUUGGAAAGAUUAAAGAGAAAGAAGAUGUAAAUGAGGAUAAAGAGUUUGAAGAAAAAGAAUUUGUUCGAGAAAUGAUAGAGGUCUUUGAUUCAAGAGAAGAGUUGCAGCAAGAAGCUCGACGAUCAGAGUAUCUUCCAGAGACAGUAUGCCUUACCCCAGGCGCUUAUCACGGAUUAGUAAGCUCUGUAAUGAUUCUUGUCGCCAUCCUCUUAACAGGUUCUUUAGUAGCCGGGCUCGCUUAUCGAAGGUACUGGCUAGUCAUGAGGAAAAAUAUUCUAGUAGAUAGGUCGAAUUCUAAUUUAUCUACUUCUUAUUGUAAUACUAGCGGAAGUGGCACAUCGAACGUUUCAAUAUUCGGCACCAAGCUACAAAAACAGUUUGCUAGUUUUGGAAGAGCCGCGAAUCUAGCAAGCUUACCAAAACCCGAUCACAAUUUUCCCGAAACAUAUCCUGGUGGUCUGUUCGAUGAUCCUAGUGAACCCAUUUACACAGAUCCCUCUUUGUUUGAAAGAUCUAGGAGUUUAAGAAGUAUUGCUAUUUCAGCUAAGAGGAGAAAAUCUCCAACAUCAAAAAAAUAAUGAUUGAGAAAAUAUAUAUAGUAAAAUAAAACUAGUUCAUAAAGGUAUCGACAAGAAUUAUUCCAAAUAUGUACUUACUGGAAUUUCUGGAAUCGUUUGUGAUAUUUAUACUGAGCACACUGUUUACUAUCCUACUCCAACACAUUACCCUACGUGCUUUUGGAUCGAAUAGCGCGUCAUGUAGUGGUAAUAAAUUAUGUACAAAAUAAUGCACCUCCUAUCUAGAGACUUCCGAUAAACAAUCCAUUAUGCCUAAAUAGUCCUUUCGUAUUAUGUGUUUACGUACUGUCAAGGCUGUUAUUGUUUUUUUUCUUCGGCUAUUUUAAUUUCAUUAAAAUGAAACUGCACUAUGUUCUAACCAAGUUCAUAUUUAUUUAUUUUUCUUUAUACUCCAAUACCUGCUACACACAACUAACUUAACGAUAUAUUAGCAAGUUGCAUUCAACAGUUAUACAAUAUCCAAAUAAAACUAGACAUUUCUGUAUUUACUGAGAGAAUAUUACAACACUAUUCUUAUUUUUUUGUUGCUACAAAGUAAUUUUUUUAAUAUUUAAAGAAUAGCAUAUUUUAUACAACAAUAAUGUGUUUCCUUAUGUUUACUAAAUAGAUAAAGGUAAAGAAUGCUUAUUUACUUUAUUUAGUUUUGACAAAUUACUGAUGCAUACAAUUGAAUGGGACAUUUUGCCGCCUUAUCUAAAAAAUUAAGUUCCUCCUGUUUUGCGCUUAAAUCAGUUUCCAAAGAACUGAAUUUUUCCGCCUGCUUAACAGUUUAUUAUGCCCAUAAUUAGUCGCAUCUCCGAUAUGCUCUUCCCUUCUGGUGUACAUGUCAUCCGAAUCUUAAAACUACAAAAGAGAGCUGUUAGAUAUUUAUUUGGACUAAACAGCAGGGCUCACUGCAGGGAAUUCUUUAAAAGAUUAAAAAUUCUGACUUUUCCUUUCUUACUCAUCUUUGAAUGCAAUUGGCUUAAUCGUAAGCACGAUUCUUUAAUUUUAGAAUGGAUGUUGCACGACUAUUUACUUAGGACCGCGGAUCACUACCUUUACUUAUCUACUCUACGUUCAUAAUUAGUUAAAGGCUCAAUAUUUUACAAUGCAAAAAAAAUGCACAAUCACUUGCGAAUUGAAAUCAAAUCGAUAUCAUCUUUUCCCGCAUUCCGCAAUAAUUUGAGGGCAUAUUUACUGGAAAGUGCCUUCUACUCUGUAAACUACUUCUAUUCUAAUAAUAAUAUUUAAUUUUGGACAUGCUACAUACUGGUUUGAUUUUUGUUAUGGACUUAUAUACUAAUUACUACCCAUUACUAUUUCCUAUCAUUUUGUUACUCAUUAUAGUUUCCUUCUGUAUAUUGAAAUUUUAUUUUAUUUGUGUCUUUAUUUAGUUAUUUUUAUGAUUGUUUUUUAGUUUCUACAAGCGUGUGUCAACAAAUUGUAACAAUUUUUUGAAAAUAAAGCAUUUCUCUCUCCUA